Molecule: messenger RNA, 585 nt
Organism: Cladophialophora psammophila CBS 110553
Lineage: Eukaryota; Fungi; Ascomycota; Eurotiomycetes; Chaetothyriales; Herpotrichiellaceae
Exons: 1
Coding region: 1-585 (194 amino acids)
Source: RefSeq, a predicted model, not a curated record
AUGGGCAGUACUGGAACUGAAGAAAACCCAAAGUCACCUUUCCCCGACCCAACGGUCUUUGUGACCGGACACAAUUCUGCAUGCAAGGCCAUUGUUCAAAGCUCGACCGUCGAAGAAGCCAAAGCAUAUCAGGGGAUGAGAGUUAGCCACAGCCUCAUCUAUACAACUUCCGAGUUCCCACCCGACCUCAAUGAGGACAAGGACAUCGAGCUGCACGAAAAGAUCAAGGCGUCGGGAAACCUCAAUAUUGUCAAUCCGGGCGGCACCGUCAUCCGCAUUGUUAAUUUCGCACCUUACAACAAGUCCAUGAUGCACCGCACGCAGAGUCUGGACUACGGCAUUGUACUUGAAGGAGAGAUGAUCAUGGAGUUGGAUGACGGAAGUAGGACGCUCAUGCACAAAGGGGAUGUUGCUGUUCAACGCGCGACGAUGCAUACGUGGAAGAACGCCAGUGAAACGGAGUGGGCAAGGAUGUUGUUUGUGCUACAAGACUGCCAGCCGGUUCUUGUUGGUGGGCAAAGAUUUAAAGAAGACCUGGGCCAUGUUGGAUAUAGUGUGUUUCCCAGCAGCGGCAACGACGCAUAG